CAGAGUUCGGAUGCGGAAGUUGACUCAUCUGAUGAAGAAGAUGAUGAUGGUAACUCAUCCAAGCAACCAAUGACAAAGAAGGCCAAAACUAAUUAUGAAAGUGGCAAAACAAGUUCUGCUGGGAAUAAGACCGCUCAUAACUCUGCUCAACAGAAAUUUUAUCUCAAAUCAUCCAUUAUAAGCAAUUUAAACAAAAGUUCUGUUGAGAGUUGUACCAAUGAUCUUUUGGAAAACGUAUUUACGGACGAAGAGUUAGCGCGCUCGUCGGUAACUGGCAAACCCUGCAAUGCAACAAAAAACCAAGAGGUCGCACCAGCUUUGGAUUCUGCAAGAAUGGAUUAUGUCAGAGAAACAGUGCACAAGUUCUUUGGAAAAACGUCAAAAAUAAAUUCUCGCAUCAACAAGGCUGCUCAGAAUAAAAUUAGUACCAAACACAAGGACUUAAAGAAAAGAAAGAAAAACUCAGAAUAGUAAUCCAGAUUAUUAACAUAUUCAUUUAUUUUCAAAGUUCAUAUUUUGUUAGACAUUAUUUAAUUUGUACGAAAAAAUAAGUGUCGAAAUUUGCAGCCGAAGCUGCACCUUAGCAUGCAUAUUUUCUGUAUACAUCCUGCAGAAUAUUCUACAGAAUUUCGUCAGCUUCUAGCGUAGAGCUUGAGUAAAGUUGUCACGCCUCCUGUAGCGAACUUAAGUUUGAGAUAAUGAAAAUGCAAAAUACUUUAGACUUUAAAAUUUAUUCGUCCGGAUAGUAGCACCUCUUCUUUCUUCUCUUCUUUAAAUUCCAACGUAUUUUAAACUAUAAAUAUCUAUAACUUACGUCCUCUUUAGAAAGAGCGAAAACUGCACACAAGAACUGCAUGAGAAGCUACGGAAAUUCUGUAGAAUAUUCUGCAGAAAGUAGAUAGAAAAUAUGCAUGUCAAGCUGAAGCUUCGGGUGCAAAAUUUGCUGCGGCUUUUUUCUGUAAGGCGCACAUAUUGAUGAUAAAGGAAUUAUUGAAUCACUA
Nasonia vitripennis (jewel wasp) is the source of this 1001-nucleotide messenger RNA. RefSeq lists its product as uncharacterized. The transcript is spliced from 3 exons. Lineage: Eukaryota; Metazoa; Arthropoda; Insecta; Hymenoptera; Pteromalidae. The coding region runs from base 70 to 471 and encodes 133 amino acids. The record is from RefSeq and is a predicted model, not a curated record. Gene Ontology annotation, molecular function: DNA binding.